Molecule: messenger RNA, 2158 nt
Organism: Eucalyptus grandis
Lineage: Eukaryota; Viridiplantae; Streptophyta; Magnoliopsida; Myrtales; Myrtaceae
Exons: 2
Coding region: 33-764 (243 amino acids)
Source: RefSeq, a predicted model, not a curated record
UCAUUCGUUGUCAUGCCACUGAGCUCGAUGCCAUGAGCACUGUAGGUGCAAGUUCAUCAGACUUUCGUCCAUUGCAUGAGAUGAAUGUGCCCAGUCAGUAUCUUCCUACUCAAAACAUGACCACACAUGGGGACUUUUCAUUCUGGACACAACCUCCUCAAUCUCAUGCCGUUGAUUCUAACAUUCAGCCAUGGAAUUUGAGUUAUCCCAGCGGCGGCGGAGACCUUGCACCUGAAGCUUUGACUAACAUGCCACCCCCAGUAAAUGUAGAAGGGGGAGAACCCAAUGCAGAGGUUCCACAAGAUGCGAGGACAGAUGAUGCACUCGUGGAUAGUCAACCAGGUGCUUGUGGGCUGGUUGACGAGAAUAUGCCAACUCUGAAAAGAAAGCUGGAAGAACUAAGCAAUCAAGAAGCAGACAUGGAUGGGUUGGAGACAUGGUGUAGGAAAGCACAAAGGAUAAGAGGAGAAUACUGGAGCAUGGUCCAAGCAUUCCGAGAAGGCAGAUCUCUUUCUCCACAGCAGGUAGAAAGAGUAAAUGAUUUGAGCAAAGAAGUUGAAGAUAUUCUAGGCCACUGUAGCUUCCGAAAAGGGUGGACAACACAUGCUGCUGGACGUAGGAAAAGUUUGCCCUUGGUAACAACAGAGCUAGUAGACAAGGAAAGUAAGAAGACAAUCGAAAAGAUAUGCGGCUAUUUAAUGGAGGAUGAGAUUUUCAUCAUUGGCAUUUGUGGAAUGGGGGAGUUGGCAAGACAGCCAUUUUAAUGCAUGUCCAUAAUAGAGUACUUGAGAAUCCUGCCUUCAAUGAUGUGUUUUGGGUCACUGUACCUCAGGAGUUUAACGUCUAUGAACUACAAAAUGAGAUUGCCAAUGCAGUCGGACUAGACAAUCUCUCAAAGGAUAAGGAUGUGAAGAGGAGGGCAUGCAUAUUGAAUAGGCAUUUGAAGAGCAAGAGAGCUGUCUUAUGUUUAGAUGGUCUGUGGAUGCACUUUGACAUUGAGGAUGUGGGAAUUCCAGUUGAGAAAGGAAGCAUUAAGUUGGUAAUGACAACUCGAUCGCUAGAUGUAUGUGAUAAGAUGGUCUGCCAAAAACAAGUCAAAAUAAGUCCUCUAGAUUUGCAAGAUGAUUGUUGGGUCUUAUUUUUAAAAAAGCUUUGCUUUGGGAGAGAACUCCCUUCAGAAGUUAAAAAAAUUGCAAGCUCCAUUUUGGAUAAGUGUGGAGGUUUGCCACUUGGGAUCAUUGAGAUUGCAACUCAGAUGAGGGGACUAAAGGGAGUGCAUGAAUGGAAAGACUUGUUGCAGCAAUUAGAAAAUUCGAUGAUGGAACUUGGUGUGUUCAAGAAACUGAAACUCAGUUACAUGAACUUGGGUAAUCUUCAAGUGCAGCAGUGUUUCUUGCAUUUAAUACUUUGUUUUGGAGAGUACUCUAAAGCUGAAAUCAUCGAAAAGGAUUUGAUAGAAUCUUUCAUAGAUGAGGGCUUGUUAAGUGGAAUAGCUACCCGGCAAGAAUUGCACGAUAAGGUAACGCCAUAUUGGACAAAAUAAAAAAGGCUUGCCUGGGGGUUGAUAUAUGCGAAAGGUGUCUGUUAGUACACCCCUUGAUAAGGGACAUGGGAUUGCAAAUAGUGAUGAGCACAACUCACAUGGUCAAGGCCAACAUGGGAUUGAAAGAAAUUCCAAAGGAAGAGUUCUGGACGGAUCAUCUAGAGAAAGUCCUUUUACAGAGCAACUAUAUAAAAGAAAUCCCAUACGGCAUCUCACCAAAUUGCCCUGAACUUACAAGGCUGUCGUUGAAUAACAAUGUCUCUUUGGAAGCCAUCCACAAAUCUUUCUUCAAGCAUAUGAAGGGGUUGAAGGUUCUAGAUCUCAGCAAAACGAAAAUCACGGAAUUACCGGACACUAUCUCUCACUUGGAGAGCUUAGAAGCACUGUUACUCCAAGAGUGUGAGGAAUUACAUCGUAUACCUUGUGUACAAAAGUUGGGAUCCCUAAAAAAGUUGGACCUUAGUGGGUGUGCAAUGCUUGGAGAAGUGCCGGAGGGGAUGGAGAUGUUGGUAAAGCUGACGUACCUUGACCUGCUUGGCACAAAGAUCAAGGCGUUACCGGAAGGAGUGUUGGGGAAGCUGGUGAACUUGCAAUAUCUGGUGAUUAAUUACAUGA